UUUCCAUCUGGCAUGGAUGAACACGAUCAGAAAUAUCACGACUUUAUUGCAUCUGCAACCAGUAACCUGGUGAAAGUCGCAGAGGACAAUUUAAAAUUUGACAAAUAUUACAAUCAACUUCAUGCCGUCGUUCCGAAAUAUGGACUUUCCCUAGAAGAAUUUACUCUCCUGUUGGAUAUCGUCAUUGAUCCUCAUUCAGAAUUCAAAAGCGUGCAAAAGAAUAAGCUUCUGACGUUGCUUUAUUGUCGGGACCUUCUUGAUUUCGAUUGUGUUCUCAAAAUUGUUUCAGUAUUCAAGGUCCCGAGCUACUACAACAAAAAGUCAACGACUGUCAUACUUUCAAAAGCAAUUCAAACAAAGCUAUCUUCUUUUCUUCUCCGGAAUUUUGUGAAUAUUCGAUGGGAAAAAAAGUUUCUACGAUUGCUCAACUGGCUGUAUGAUUUAUUAUCCAUAGGAUAUUUGCGGUUGAAUAUAGGGCUUUUCUUGAUAUACUUUUUGAGUUUAUCACCUGAAAUCGAUCCUUUGUACGACAAACGAUAUUUCUAUACUGCGAAAAAACUUAACUCUGUACUUGAAUUCUACGAACUUGAUAAGUCCAACUCACUUCCAUUGUUGUUGAGUUUUGCAGCAUAUUUGAGCUCUACAAAUAGAGGUUACUCAUUUGAUUUGAUAUUCUCCAAGUAUUUACUAGUAUUAUCAGAUGCUAAAAUUCCAAAAGAUGUGUUUGGAAAAAAGGAACUUUCACAAAUAGUUCAGCUAAUAGAAAUGAAAAGGUCGGCCAAUAAAGACUGGGAUGAAAUUGAAAUUUUCCAAAGCAACGUCAAAUUUUACAUUCAAUUGUUAUCCAACCUCAAUCAAUCCUUUGAUUCCAAUCUAGCAAGUAACGUUUUGAAAAAGCGCAAGUAUUUAGAAGAUGAAAGUAUGGCAAGUGUGCUAAAAAAUGCCUCCUUAUAUCACCUUUACUCUCCGAGACUAUUAGCGGAAGAACUAAGUAUAGACGUUAAGCCCUAUGAUUUGACAGCGAUAGCUGUUUUGAAGUUUCUAUCGGCACUCGAAUUGAAAACCUUAGAAGCCCCCAACUUUGCACCCGAUCUGCCCACCGAGUACAGUGACCCUUUAUUUAUAUUCUACGCUCCCAUACUCACUGUCCUAGUCAAUUCCAAUUUUGAAGCCUUGAAUAGAGCAAUAACGGAGAUAAUGAAAACUGAUGAAGGAGUUGUGUCGCUGACGUCGGGGCUGCAUUGGAUUUUCAAGGGUCUGGCAAACUUCUGUGCAUUGCAUCCCAAGCAUAUACUUUUGUCGUGCGUAAAAGACGUGCUCUUAGGCCGCAUCGAGGUCGACUUUACCGGAUCACAAGAUGAAAUGAUGCAAAUCUUAUGCGUGAGCGACUUCAUACAGUUUCUGGAGCCAGAUUUUGCAAGAUAUGAAGACGUUCUAGAUCGAUUGUUGGGGAUGACCCUCAAACUUAACAACGUCAGGAUGAUGAGAGGACUCGUGCUUUUGGCUUCAAACUGGAUGGACAGCCCAGAUGAAUUUAAUAAGCUUUUCACUUUGAUACUGCGGAAUUUGGACUAUAACAAUUCUCCGCUCCACAAUGAAGUUCUACUCCUUCUACCCUUAGUUCAGAGCAUGCCUUACUCUUCUAUCGACAUUACGCAACUAGUGCUACACUCUGACUUCACCGCAAUGAUCUUCUUUUCCAACGAUUUGUUUAAUAUCAAUCUGCUUCUUCAGCAUGUUCUAUUUUGUAAGCAGUACUUCGCUGAGUUUGGGUUAAGGCAAAUCGAAAACAGUGUGUCGCAAAACAACUACGCACUUUUGAAAGCAGUCAAAGAGUUGCACAACUCGUAUGUCAUGGAUAUAUGCAACUUCCUCUGGAGGAACCGAGCGUACCAUGCUAAAGACAUAUCCUCGGGUCGAUUUUUCGGAUUUCCCUCCGCUUUCGUCGACAAGCUCGAGCCAAAGCCAAUGGACUUGGCGCAUCUACCUGCUACGAGAGGGAUAUCCGUGCGCUCGGCCAAAAGUUCCGAGGGCCCACAGGGCGCCAUCUCUGAAGACAUGCGAAUGCUAGUUCUUAAAGAGUUGGUACAACAGUCGUACAGCGGGGUGGUUCGCCUCCUCCAAAGCUCGAUACGUGGUCUCAACAACUGAUAGGCUCGUCAACUACCAAGCCUCCGCCCAGCUAUCGAUACGGUAGCGAUUAAAUUACCCUUUUGGGAAGAGGUGAGAACGUCUACGGCAGAACGGCAAGAGGCGGAUAUCGCCUUCCGAUAGGGUGGCAUUCGUCUGGUUUACGCCCGAAAGCCACAACGGGAACCCCAAAUUUUGUGUAGAAUGUACAAUAGUGUAAUAUAGAGCCAGCAAUUACUGGUGCAAAAGUGCAAGCAGGCUGCC
Molecule: messenger RNA, 2394 nt
Organism: Pichia membranifaciens NRRL Y-2026
Lineage: Eukaryota; Fungi; Ascomycota; Pichiomycetes; Pichiales; Pichiaceae
Exons: 1
Coding region: 13-2151 (712 amino acids)
Source: RefSeq, a predicted model, not a curated record